GGGAGGUUCAAAGCCAGACAGAAUCCUCCGCUAUGAGAGACAGGAUGUGAAAUGUGCUGUGGCGUUGAUGCCCUACUCAUGUUUCUGUGUGACCUGUGUCAAGCUGUUAUUUUAGAGAUUGUAAGUCACCCUUUGGUGUGUGACAGACAGACAGAUAGAUAGUCAAUCGAUCAUGUUUUGUUUUAUCACUUUUAUAACCUCUUCUUACCUGAUCCGUACCUCACAAACCGGUUUCCCCAAAAUUGCUGCGUCGGGCAAACAGAGCAACGCUUUGAAAGUGCCCCGGUGUUUACGUUUGUCGAGAAAAUCAACCUAUUAAUGACUUUUUGUAUCCAUAUGAAUCUGGGACAGAAACAGGUUAUUUUAACAUCGAACUAAAAUCACCUUUCUUUCAGCUUUACAAACUGAGCGCACAGGGAAGUUUAUAGCUCAUCCACACAAUCGUAAUUUACUGUUUAAUGUCAUUCAUCCCUUGUACAAACCAGCGAUUGCUGUGCGCUCCGCUGGACGUGUUUAGCUGACGUCCCGCUCAUAGCGCCCGCGGGGGCUCGUGCUGCUCUUUUUAUAUUUGGAGACUCCAAAAGAAUCCCGCGUCCCUUUCAUGUGCCGCCUCGGUCCAAUCAAACAGAGGGAGAGGCGGCCUGUGCGAGGCGUCAAUCACGCUCGCUGAACGCCUGUAGUCCGCUAAAGCCGCAGAUCACUCGAUCACUCCACCGCUGCUAGAUGCGUACGCGACCAGCGCGCUUUUCUUUACGGACGCUCUGAAAUAUCGCAUUCUUUCGGAAUUGUUAUUCGUUUCUGAUGUUUCACUAUUGCUCACCGAUGCAGAGAAAUGGGUAAACUUCACUCCAAACAUGCUGCUAUUUGUAAAGCGAGGGAGAGCCCUGAAGGCGAUAGUUUUGUAGUUAACGCAUGUUUGGCGAGGAAAGGAUUGGAUGACUGGAUGGUUAAGCAGAAGUAUUACUGCUCGACUUCUCGUGUAGAUCAACAGGACUGCCAGCAGAAAAAUACAUGCGGACUUUCUCCACGGGAGCCAUUGGAUGAAGGUUACGCUGAAGGUAUCAGUGAUGAACACUAUCGUUUAGAAGUGGCUCUGCCCCCUGAGAAGACUGAGAGCUGCAGUGUGGAAGAGAGAAUGCAGGACACUGAUGGGCCUGCCACUGUCGGCCAACACAAACAAUUACAGUUUGAGGAGUUGGAGUGUGCUGUAUCAGUAGAAGAAGAUAACAGGCAGGAGUGGACCUUUACCCUAUACGACUUCGACAACAAUGGCAAGGUCACGAGAGAGGACAUCACCAGUCUGCUGCACACUAUAUAUGAGGUUGUGGACGCGUCAGUAAACCACUCCCCCAGCAGCAGUAAGACCCUCAGAGUGAAGCUCUCUGUUGCCCCAGACUCCAGCCAGAGAUGGAGGAACUGCACCCAGACCAAUGCAGAUACUCCCCAUUCCAAACAUAAGGGGGAAAAGUGCAUUGAAUACUCCAAAACUUCAGAGAAAAAGUCGAGAGCUUUUCUCAGGCGUUACCAUAGUGACCACCACAACCAGCAAGGUUGCCAACGGCACUGUGUAGAUGAGAACUUGGAGAGAAGAAACCAUUACCUUGACCUGGCCGGCAUCGAAAACUACACAUCCCGCUUCGGAACAGCCGCUCCUGCCACAGAGCCAACGAAACCCACCCAUGCAACCCGAUCAUCCAAUCAGAUGCGCUCUCACUCUCAUGAACCCGAAAACGGCCACGCGUACCCCGCUUACCAUCGGCGCUCACAGACCAUCUCCGUGGAUCCCCCAGCUGUCCUGACCCGACACACACACGCGCUCCGAUCCCCCAAAACACAUCGCACCCAAACCGCUCAGGCCUCCGCCAGUCGGGUGAUGAGGAGAGGAGCUCCCCCUCCCCCUGUGGUGCCCAACCAGACACCUCCACACCAAAGCUCAGGACCUUACAGACGACACAAACAGAGGCCCAAAGAAGGGCCACACUAUCGGGCUCUGGGGCCGACCGUGAUGUCUGGUCCUGUGGUGGAGAAAGAGCAUGUGAAAGAUCUGCCCAGCCUGAUGCUGUAUGAAGGAGGACUUGCUCAGGUCGUCCAGCGGCACGAGCAUCAUCAUCACCACGAACACCAUCAUCACUACCAUCAUUUUUAUCAGUCCUGAAGAGCUGAUCUGCUCACAGUCACACAGGAUGUGGAUAAAAAGAAACAGAUGGGAAAUGUAACAAAUUAGUCGAAUGAUAAGAAUUUUUUUGGCAUGGCCAAGUUGAGGAUGAGGAGGACAGAUGGCAUCACGUUUAUGCUAUAGUGGCAGACAGUGUGUGUCGGAGUAUGUGUGAAUCUGUAGAUAUUAACGUGUGUGAGUGUGUUGUAUCUUCGAGUCUUUGAAAUGAAUUACGUAAUAAGUAAGGGCUCUAUCUCUCUCUCACUCUUUCUUUGCUUUGUCUUUCUCUCUCACUCUGUUUGACGCUCUUUUUCUCUGCCUGUCUGUCUCUCUCUCUCUCUCUCUCUCUCUCUCGCUAUCUGGGUGAAUCUCAUGAAACCCGUCAAAACAUUCUCCAGUCAUAUUUCUGUCGAAAAUUAAAAAUAGUAAAGUAAAUGAAGCCAAGUUAUUUAAUGCUAUUUUAUAUGAUUUUUGGGUCAUCAUGAAACAGACUUUUCAUGACUAGUUUUGUUGAGGUUCAGUCACUCUCUUUAAUCUGUAUGAAUGGCUCAGUGUACACUGAGAUUGAAAUGGUGGAGUAAAUGAAGAACUUGGUAUAUCAAACCACUUUUGAAGGAAUACAAUUCCUUUUUUGUAAUUGUUGUGUGUGUGCGUAUGCGUGAAUCUGCGCAUCUAUGUGUGCCUAUGGUGUCUUUUUUACACUUAUCUUGCGUUUCCACUGAAAGACCACUUGAAAAGCACUUCUUGUGCCAUUGCAUUCAAGACACUUUAUUUAUGAAGAGCUUCUCACCGAGAUCAACACCUUUAUAAUGCAAUACAGGACACAAUGUACAGAGCCAGUAAAUACGCUCCAAUGGUCAGAGAGCACGAGAACUUAACCGAUCGACAUGAAGAAAUCAGAACAUCAUAAUCAGCUGCUACCUCUAGUAUCAUUAUGAUUUUCUGUAUUAUUAACAUAAUUUUUAUCAUUCAGAUUGUAUUUUUUAUUUGUCUCUAUUUUAAUAUGCCACCAAUCUGCAUUGUCGUCAAGAUGUACUGGAUUGAAAUCCAUUGUAAGCUUUAUUACUGAUAUAAUUUUAUUCAUACUUUUUUCUAUUUUUGUUUUGUUUUUCUCUGUCUAACUGUAAGCUAACUACAUUGUAAGACCAGGUAUCAGAGUUUAUAGCGUAAUUAUGCGAAUCAUACAAUAUGAGAUCUUAAGAUUGUAGGAUCUUCAGAAUUUGUUUAAAAAAAUAAUUUAUUUGAAAAAAGUAUUUCUGUCGGGUUUAUGUCAAGUCAAAAUAGGUCUAAUCAAAUGUUUGGAAAAGUUUAUAUUGUAUGACACGAAAUUAUACCUUAUAUUGUGUCUCGUAUUUGUUCAGUUGUGGUUUCAGCUUUCCCAUUUUCGGUUCAGUUAAGUUCUCAUCUUUCCACCUUGUAAACUGUAAAGCAAUUGGUGCUGUCAAGGAAAGAUAGUAUUUUUGGUUCUCAGGUUAAUUUUAGAGGUAAUAUUAUAAUCUUAUUUUACGAGAGCAGCAAAGCACCCGAGCUGUAAGGAUGUUUUGACGGAGACUCACCAUUGAAUUUGAUUUCUUUAAAGGUCCAAGAACCAACGGCUCACUCCAGCCCUUCCCCCUCCCUUUCGAAGCACUACGGUAGCUAACACAGAACUACAUUUACGCAUUCGGCUGACGCUUUUAUUUAUAUUGCAUUGUAUUAUACAUUUGUUUCUGACUAUAUGCAAUCCCCUGGGAUCGAACCCAUGACCUUGGCAUUGCUAGUGCCAUGCUCUAACCACUGAGCCACAGGAACUAAGAUGUCAUCAUGUUUUCUCUUCUUUGCUGAAAGAGAUAACGUACUUAUGAAACGCUCUAUAUAGCAGUUUGUCGUUUAUGGCUACUGUAGAAAUAACAUGGUGCACAGGGGAUAGAAAUAGCUCAUACUAGGGUAAUAAAAACACAAUGGUUCAUCAUGUAAUGUCUUUAUACACCAUAGUAAGGUAUAUUAUAUUGCAUUUCUGUCAGUAGAUCCUCCAAAAAAUUACACAUGGGACCUUUAAAGAAAUCUUCAUAAUCCAAGAAUUUGUAAUAAAUUAGGAUGCUGUAGAUAGUAGGGUUGUGCCUUUAGCUCAGUAUUGGCAAAAGUGAAAUGUGUUUCAAGGAAACAAGUCUGGUUUAUUUGGAGUUCAAGUGUUCCUCACAGCAGUUUAUAAACAUUUAAAUAGUACAUUAUGAAUCUAUUUUAGCUUUGAUGCAAUCAGAGUCACCUAAAAGGAUGGAGUGAAUGUGUAUGUGUGUUUGUGUGUGUGGCAGCUGUCUCAUUCCUUAGGGGCAGGAUGACAGUAUCGCCGCCUACGAGUCUCCAGUCGUCCCAUAACUCACCAAUACCCCACUGUCAGAAAGCGUAUGCGUGCGUACUUGAAACAGGCAAUUCCGAAGAUUAUAAGACACGUCAGCCCUUUUUUAUGGUCAGAUGGUGAGCAGGUGUGUGUGUUAAAACUCACACUAGUGUUUUAACAGUACAGAUGUAAGUGAUCCUAUCACCAGUUACAAGAUGCGAGGUAUGACAGAUGUUUUCAAUCUCAGCUACAUUUGUAUUUUGCCAUUUUUAAUACACAUGCAUACAUUUUGCUGCAAUUCCUAAAUUGUGGCCCCAACAUAAAUUAGAAAUUGAGUUGCUGUAAAUGAAAAGGUGUUAAUAAAUUGCCAUUGGUUAGAAUAUGUCAGAAUUUGAGUGGCUGUUGUUUUGCUCAGAAUGGUGGAAGUGUGAGAGUAUCACACUACACUUUGGAAAACCCACUAACUUCAUGGUGGUCUCAUCACAACUAAGUUAGGACAGUUGACCUUCUCCCAGUCUCUCCGUUGCUAACAAAUGAAUGUGUGGUAUGGCGGUUAACACUCCCACCCCAGCCAUCCCUCUCAUAUUCUCACUCUCAUUACAGCAUGAGACAUUACUGCUACACCCUAGCAGUAAGCAUUACUGCUUUUCAUAUGCACACAUAUGUGGACGUCACCUAUACUUACCAUUUCCUGACAAGAUACUGAAACACUGUAUUGCUGCUAAAAACCGCCUAUAUGGCAUUAUUAAAUUUACUCAUAAUCCUUUAAUAUUAAUUUAUACUUUUCACCAGAUUCUUCAUUACACUUACAGAUCAAUAGACUGAUAUGUUUUAAAUUGUUUAGUUGAAAAGAAUCAGUCAAGGCUUGAUGUAAAUACAAUGUGAAAAGACUGCUGUACUGUGAUAGAUGAGUUCUGCGCUAUUUAGUAUCAGCUCUUUCACAUAAUGCCAUUCAUAACAUUUCAUUAUUUCUAAUGUGCUUAGGUUAGUGACAGCACAUUUCAAAGUCACAGUUUCAUGGAGGAGCUUGUAUAUAAAUAACACAACUUGCUAUAGGAUUUCAUUCCACACCCACUACAUUACAACAGAUAAUUUGUGACUUAUCUCAAUGUUUCUUGAUUUUGUUUAGUUCACAGUACAUAGAUGAAUGGAAAUAAUUGUUUUAUUUAUUUGACAGCGGACAUGUGCUAAAACAUCUUUCAUUAAAAGCUAAA
Molecule: messenger RNA, 5686 nt
Organism: Triplophysa rosa
Lineage: Eukaryota; Metazoa; Chordata; Actinopteri; Cypriniformes; Nemacheilidae
Gene: nkd1
Product: NKD inhibitor of WNT signaling pathway 1
Exons: 11
Coding region: 833-2155 (440 amino acids)
Biological process (GO): negative regulation of Wnt signaling pathway
Cellular component (GO): cytoplasm
Molecular function (GO): calcium ion binding
Source: RefSeq, a predicted model, not a curated record